Messenger RNA from Gadus chalcogrammus (walleye pollock), 1872 nucleotides. It is a transcript of the gene kera, whose product is annotated as keratocan. NCBI's taxonomy places the organism in Eukaryota, Metazoa, Chordata, Actinopteri, Gadiformes, Gadidae. The coding region runs from base 244 to 1275 and encodes 343 amino acids. Gene Ontology annotation, molecular function: protein binding. The transcript has 3 exons. The record is from RefSeq and is a predicted model, not a curated record.
GAGCCGGCCUGGCAGGAGCCGGCCAAAGAGGACAUCCCAGCACACACUUAUCUUUUCUUCCACGACAAGUGCUGUCUCCUUGGUUUUCAAGGGACACAAACUUUGCAGAGCUUGGGGAGUCAUACUGACGAAAAAUAGUGUCAUCUAAGAAACGAACCCAAAAAGGCAGAGCUGGUUGCCAAAAGAACACCUGGUUCCUUGCAAGUCGAACACGUCCGCAGCAGGAUCGGGUCGAACAGAACCAUGUCUCUCCUCUUGGGCGUUUUCUCUGCCUUCUGUCUCCUGGGAGCAGCUCUUGGUCAGGACGUGACCUACGAGGACUACCUGGCCCAGAUCAAGGCUUGCCCUCGCGAGUGCCACUGCCCGCGCAACUUCCCCAGCAGCGUCUACUGCGACAACAGAGAGCUCAAGCAGAUCCCCAACAUCCCGCCGCACACGCUGUACCUCUACCUGCAGAACAACCUCAUCGAGUCCCUCUCCAAGGAGGCCUUGAGCAAUGCCACGCAACUCCGCUGGCUCAACGUCAACCGCAACCGGAUCACCGACGAAGGCAUGGCAGAGGGGGCUCUGGAGGACAUGCCACAGCUCCUGCAGCUCUACAUGGGCGACAACCUGCUGACCUCCGUGCCGGUCGGCCUGCCGUCCAGUCUGGAGCAGCUCCAGCUCUCCAACAACCGCAUCUCCAAGAUCCCGGCGGGGGUCUUCUCGGGGAUGGACCGGCUCAGCCUGCUGGACCUCCAGGGGAACAAGCUGCUGGACGACGCCGUGACGGAGGUGAGCCUCAAGGGGCUCGGCGGCCUGGUGCAGAUGAACCUGGCCAAGAACCAGCUGAGCAGCAUGCCGACGGGGCUUCCCCCCAGCACCACGCAGCUGUUCCUGGACGGAAACAACAUCCAGGGGAUCCCCUCGGAGUACUUCAAGGGCCUGCCCAAGGUGGCGUUCCUCAGGCUCAACGGCAACAAGCUGAGCACCGUCGGGGUUCCCAGGGACGUCUUCAACCUGUCCAGCCUCCUGGAGCUGCAGCUGUCCCACAACCAGCUGACCGAGGUGCCCUUCAUCUCCGCCGGCCUGGAGCACCUGCACCUGGACCACAACCAGAUCAAGAGUGUGAAUGGCUCCGACAUCUGCCCAGUGUCAGCCGAAGCGUUGGAAGACUAUGCUCACGCGAGCGCUCCCAAACUGCGCUACCUGCGUCUGGACGGCAACGAGAUUCCCCCUCCGAUUCCCAGAGACGUCGUGAUGUGUUUCCGUCUGCUCAGGUCCAUUGUCAUCUGAAGGAAAACUCGCCAAAAAGAAACUUGCAAAAAAAACAGAAGUAAUAAAGCUGACUUUACAAUUGAUUGUAUAUUCAAACUAGAUCUUUGUGGGCAAAACAUUUUGAUACCAACUGGUCCGAGGUAUCCCUAGUCAGGUACAGUAAUUCAGGCAAAGUUUCCUUUUGUAUUUUUAGCAUCUUUUGUCGAACUUUACAAUCAAGAAAUAAUAUUGCCGGACUGAAAUCACCUUUCCGGAAAACUCCAGUACCAUGUUGCGUACCACUGUGCCUUAUAUCCUUGUAAUGAUGUUAGCGUCAAUAGAUUGUUAUGGUGACGUUGUCACAGAAAUGUUAAAACUAUGCCAUUGACAAAAUAUAUAUUGUAUUUAUACAAUAUAUCCAUCUACAUUAUGAAAGAUAAAUAAUAAAUUGCAACCAAUGUAGGUUCAACAUGGUUGAUUGAAAUAUAACUUGCAACCUGUGAAAUAAUGUCAAUAUGUAUUUAUUUGAAGAUUUUGUUCAAGUGCUAUUGUGUAGAUCUGCUUCUAUCAAACUCUGUAAUUGAAGAAAAAAUAUAUAUGUAUAUAUAUCCCUUGGGUAUUUGACUAAAAUAAAUC